AUGAUUAUUUUACACUCUGUCGAUAUAUUAGUCACAUCUCGCUCUGAUUUGUAUGUAAAGCGGUUGAUCGGUAGGAAAUCUGGUGAUCCGGCGGUACAGUCAGAUAUGAAGCAUUGGCCCUUUAAAGUCAUCAGUGCUAAUGGUGGCAAGCCAAAAGUUCAAGUAGAAUACAAAGGUGAAACGAAAAUAUUUACAGCAGAAGAAAUUUCUUCCAUGGUUUUGGGAAAAAUGAAAGAGACAGCUGAACGAUUCCUUGGACAUUCUGUAAAGACAAAUGCAACGAAGUAA
Molecule: messenger RNA, 288 nt
Organism: Brugia pahangi
Lineage: Eukaryota; Metazoa; Nematoda; Chromadorea; Rhabditida; Onchocercidae
Source: the annotation of a GenBank genome assembly